GCCAAAUCUAAUGUAAGAAUUGAACAGAGAUAAAUACUGGCAUUGUUUAUUCCACAAUUAAAUUUUGUUAACCUUUGUAAACUUAUUUUAAAAUGUUGCCUUCGGAUUAUGAAGAAUUAAAGCGUAUUGAUACUAUUUUACUUUGUGGGAUAUGUUACGAAUACAUGGACACAACUGUCAUCACACCAUGUUCACAUAAUUAUUGUUCACUUUGUAUACGAAAAUAUUUACAUUACAAGACGCAAUGUCCAACUUGUUUCGAGGAGGUUUUUGAAAAGGAUUUGAGAGUGAACAAAGCAUUGGAUGAAAUUAAACAAUAUUUCUUAGUAUUAAAAGAUAAAUUAAGUAAAUGUGUUCAAAGUAUACAAAAUGAUAAAUUAAGUACUAGUCAUUGUAAUUCGCCUAAGAUUACGCAUCAUAAGGAAAAUUUAGUUAUCGCUAAACAACCAAAUGUUGGUUUUGAUAAUAUUGUCAACGAUGAACCACCACAAUGUAUCACAACAAAUGUGGAUAAAAUUGUGCAUACAUCACAAGAUGCAGGAACUGCUUUACUCAGUCCAAGUACCAGUAAGGCAUCUAAAGUAUUAUCUUUCUUUACACCCAAAAGUAAGAAAGUUAUAUCUCAAGAUGUUAUUAGCGAUGAAGUGGUAAUAUGUCCAGUUUGCAAGGUUAACGUUCCAGAAAAAAAUAUUAACAGACAUCUAGAUGAUUGUUUGAAGAGAGAAGUAACAAAAACUAAGCCAGUCAAAAUUAAACCUAAACGUAAACCGUUACCAAAAUUGGUACUCAGUUUAAUGAAGGAGUCAGAAAUUAAAAAGAAAUUAAGAGAAUUAGGUCUUUCACAUGUUGGCGAUAGAAAAGCCUUGGUGAUGAGACUUCAGAGGUAUACGACUCUCUACAAUGCAGAAUGUGAUAAAGAAAAUCCUAGAUCAGUUUCUGAAUUACUUAAAUUAUGUGAUGAGGAAGAAAAUUUAGAGAGGAAAUCUAACAAAUUAACAUUUGUUAAAUUGCAAGUCAAUAGAAACACAGCUGAUAAUGUUAUUGAAGAGGAAAGGAAAAAGUAUUUAGAGAUACAUAAAAGUAGUUUUGAGAGUUUGAUUUCAAAGAUCAAACGUACGGAAAAUCCUCAGAAACCAUCAGCAAGGCGUUCGAUAUUAAAUGAAAAUAUUGCUAUGGAAACAAGUUCCGUUUAUUCAACAAAUUCUUCAAAUUUGGAUUUGCAGGGUUCAGAUUCAGAUGUUGAGUGUCCAUUGCAAAUGUAUUCUAGUGAAAAUCCAAUGAAUUUUCUUAACGUAGAAUUAUUAUCUUCUAAUGAAGGAAGUGAAGAUAUUAACAAUGUAAUUAGCAAAGAAGAAAAAGAAGAAGAAAAAGUAAAAGAAGAAGAAGAAGAAGAAGAAGAAGAAGAAGAAGAAAAAUUAGUACUAGCUAAUACGAGUGCAGGUUUUUUUUAUUCACAAAUUGAAAAGACAAAUAGCAAUAAUAAUUCUCCUAUUUUAGUAAAUAAACAUCCAAUAGUAUCUCACGAAGUUCCAUGCUCGAGUAAUACCUUUGCAAAUGUGAAGAAAACGUGUAUAGAAAAAAAUCAAACGGAAAUAAAGAAAUUAACGACGAUAGAAACAGAACAAGAGAAUAAAGAUAAUUUGAAUGAAAUGCAAUUGGAAGAUUACAUCUCUGAUUUUUCUAGCAACGACAGUAUUAUUUCUAAUUCAGAAUUUGAGACGUUAGAAAAACAAAUUUAUGACAUAAUUAAAGGUGUAAAUGUUGAAGAAAGUAUUAUUACAAAAACUAAAUCGGGAAAAGAAAAUAUUAAAAGGUACAAAAAAAGAAAAUACGAUAACGUAAUUAGCGAAGAAGCGAAUCAUGUCUCAACAAAGAGGAAUAAACUUAAAAUACAAACGAACUAUCUUAGUGAACUAAAUGUACAAACAUUUAAUGGAGAACAUUUCGAAGAAGGUAACGAUGUUAUAGAAAAUAAAAGAACGAGGUUACGAAAAGGAAGGGAAGAGCAAUUAGCAUCUAUGGCAUGUACGCCACAAAGAAAAUCUAGAAGAUUAUUAAUUAACAAGAAUCAUUCUAUAAAUAAUAAUACGACAGAACGAUGAUGUUGUGAAAACAUUAGUCAAAUAUAUUACGGCUGUAAUCGACAAAUUGUAGAAAAAAAGAAUAACAUUUACUAAUCUUCUUUAAUAUUUAUGCACAAAUACAUAUAUAUUUAUAUA
Molecule: messenger RNA, 2219 nt
Organism: Polistes dominula (European paper wasp)
Lineage: Eukaryota; Metazoa; Arthropoda; Insecta; Hymenoptera; Vespidae
Product: E3 ubiquitin-protein ligase RAD18
Biological process (GO): protein monoubiquitination; DNA damage tolerance
Cellular component (GO): Rad6-Rad18 complex; nucleus
Molecular function (GO): single-stranded DNA binding; ubiquitin protein ligase activity
Source: RefSeq, a predicted model, not a curated record